AUGGUGUGGCUGAGCCUCCUCACGAACUUUGUGGUACUCUUUCCUGCCUCCGCGUGGUCUUCCGGCUGGUCCUGGAGUGCCUUGCAGGUGACAGCUGCUCCCACCGCACGGCAAGGCCAUGCUGCGGUCGAGGUCGGCCGCAAGAUCUACGUGAUCGGUGGAUGCUUGCAGGAGAUACGCUGCUACAACGAUGUUCACAUCUUCGAUACAGGCGCGCAGAGAUGGACGCAGGAGAACGUGACGGGUGACCUCCCAUCCCCACGCGGCGGCCACACGGCAACCCUUGUCGGCAGCGACAUCUUCCUGCUAGGAGGGGCCAACAGCGAGGCUCUGCGAGUUUCAGACCAUCGGGGACCUCAUCCCGAAGCCGACAUAGCGACCUUCGCGGACGCCUACCGGCUCGACCUCCUUAGGCGCCGUUGGACGAAACUGGAAGAAGGCGCCGGGCUCAGCAUGACUGCCCGUACCAGCCACGCGGCAACUGCCGAUGGAGGACGGAUCUACGUCUUCGGCGGGUAUGAUGCAGAGGGGAAGUUCUUGAAUGACAUGUGGGUGCUGCGCGCGCCGCUGUCUCCGCCCUACAGCCCGGAUGCCCCCGAGCUGGUCUCCCGGCCGCGAGCCUCCUGGACCCGGCCGGUUCCAACUGGGGAGGUGCCCUCCGGCCGGCAGGGCCAUUCCCUCACCUCCGUCGACAGGCAGCUGGUCUUGUUUGGCGGAUCCACCGCAGAUGGCUCCGAUGUCAACGAUGUCUACACGUACGACACUUCAGCUGGAAGCUGGAAACAGCUUCCCGUUGGCGGGGCAGCCCCCCUGCCGCGCAAGGCUCACAGCGCUCUGCGCCACGGACACAGUCUCGUGGUUGCUGGUGGCUGCACAUCGGCUGCCCACUGCUUCAGCGACGUCUGGCGCCUGGAUUUGGCUUCAAAAAGCUGGUCGCAGAGGAUGACAGACUCUGCCCUCCAGUGGCGCCAGCGUGAAGGCCACAGUGCUGCCUUCGUUGGCGCCCAGAUGUUCGUCUUCGGAGGAUGCCAGGUGUCGGAAUGCUUCAACGAUGUGGAGGUGCUGAACACCGAGGAGCCAUGCCCUGAUCAGUGCGGUGGGCAUGGGCAUUGUGUGGAGAACCUCUACUGCCAGUGUACGGAGCCCGGUUUCACUGGCCACGACUGCCUGCAGCCGUUGGCAUGCGCCAUGGACUGCGGUUCCAACGGAGCCUGCGGCCAGAAUGGCCGUUGCGUCUGCAGCGGCGGCUUCAGCGGCGCCACUUGCGACACGCCCCCGCGAUGCCCUGGGAGCCCUCUGCCCUGCAGCGGCCGGGGAGAAUGCCUGCCAGGGGGCACCUGCAGGUGCCAGUCCGGAGCGGCCGGGGCCGACUGCUUUGCUGAUGCGGGGCACAACCAAAGUCAGCCUGUGUCGCUUCGCUCACGGCUGGUGCAGAGCUUGCUCUCGCUUGGUGUGUCGCAAGAGCAGCCCCCUGCGAAGCACUCCGUCCACCCUGAUCCCAUCACUACGGCGGAUUUUGGCAUUGCCAAAGCCAACGAGGACGGGCAUGCGGGAGAGGAUCUCUCCCCCGACUGCGAGGACUUCUGCAACUGGCGAGGGCUUUGCGAAGCGGGCGUCUGCUACUGCCAACCGGGUUUCUCGGGGAGGACAUGCUCCAACGCCAAGGAGAACACCGAGGGAACUGUGAACAUCCUUGGUACAGGGCUCUUUGUGGGCAGCGGCUUCGUGGCCUCUCUGGCCACCACCUUGGCGAUGCUCUCCGCGCAGAAAGGGCAGAAGCGUGCCAAGGAGCGCGAGGCAGGCUACAACAUCUAA
Symbiodinium sp. CCMP2592 is the source of this 1815-nucleotide messenger RNA. The record is from the annotation of a GenBank genome assembly. Lineage: Eukaryota; Dinophyceae; Suessiales; Symbiodiniaceae.